Molecule: messenger RNA, 1413 nt
Organism: Prunus avium (sweet cherry)
Lineage: Eukaryota; Viridiplantae; Streptophyta; Magnoliopsida; Rosales; Rosaceae
Gene: DGL
Product: alpha/beta-Hydrolases superfamily protein
Biological process (GO): jasmonic acid biosynthetic process
Cellular component (GO): chloroplast
Molecular function (GO): glycerophospholipid phospholipase A1 activity
Source: RefSeq, a predicted model, not a curated record
AUGGCUUCCGUGAUUCAGAUGCAGAAUACAAAUAUGAACCAGCAUGUCACAUUUCCUAAAAACAUUCGGCCACGGUCAGGUUCUUUUGGGCAGGUUUGUCUGCCCAAAAGAACCGAAAUUGCUGGCGAUAGACAGACAAUUGUCGCAGCACUAGGGACCGUGGAAGUAGCCACUACUACCAGUACUAGAGCCAAUACGAAAACCACCGCCAGCACUAGUACUACUAGUAAUUUAACUCAUCAAUGGAGAGAAAUUCAAGGUUCAAACAAUUGGGAAAACCUGGUGGAGCCAUUGCACCCACUUCUCCGGCAAGAAAUUAUUCGAUACGGUGACUUUGUCACUGCGUGUUACAAGGCCUUUGAUCUCGACCCAAACUCCAAACGCUACCUCAACUGCAAGUACGGCAAGAAGAACAUGUUCAGAGAGGUUGGGCUCGAGAGUUGCGGUUAUGAAGUCACCAAGUACAUCUACGCCACUCCGGACAUCAACAUCCCAAUCCAAAACGGCGAGUCGUGUGGCCGUUGGAUGGGAUACGUCGCCGUUUCAUCAGAUGAUGCAGUUAAGAGGCUCGGAAGAAGAGAUAUUGUAAUCACCUUCAGAGGCACAGUCACAAACCCUGAAUGGGUUGCAAACCUAAUGAGCUCAUUGACUCCGGCACGGCUUGAUCCUCAUAAUCCGAGGGACGAUGUGAAGGUGGAGUCUGGAUUUUUGAGCUUGUACACGUCCGACGAAAGCGAAAGCAAGUUCGGGCUAGGAAGCUGCCGGGAACAGCUUCUUUCAGAGGUGUCCAGAUUGCUAAACAAAUACAAAGGUGAAGAGUUGAGCAUAACAUUAGCAGGACAUAGUAUGGGGAGUUCUUUGGCUCUUCUUCUUGGCUAUGACAUCGCCGAGCUCGGGUUGAACCGAGAGAAUUCCCGAAGGAAAAUACCGAUUACAGUGUUUUCGUUCGGGGGCCCGAGGGUAGGGAACUCGGGGUUCAAGCAAAGGUGUGAUGAAUUGGGUGUGAAUGUCUUGAGGAUUGUGAAUGUGAAUGACCCCAUUACCAAGAUGCCUGGGGUUGUUUUCAAUCUCGAGAACUUUAGGGUUUUGGGAGGUGGGGGAUCGUUUGAGUUUCCAUGGAGUUGCUCAUGUUAUACUCAUGUGGGUGUUGAAUUAGUAUUGGACUUCUUCAACAUGCAAAACCCUUCAUGUGUUCAUGACUUGGGGACUUAUCUUAGCUUGCUCAAAUGUCCCAACAGAGUGCAGAUUCAAAAGGAGGGUGUGGAUUUGAUGAACAGAGCAAAAGAAUUGCUCUUGAAUUUGAAUGUGAGCGCUCAAAAUUUCAACAUGCAAGUGCCAAUCCCAUGGAGAAGUGCUUCUGCCAGAAGUACCAGAAAUAUGGUGAAGCUGCAGAUUCAAUCACAAAGAACAUAA